AUGCACGUAGCCCGCAACAUCGGCUCGCAAGCGACGCUAAUCGAAACUGGCGAUCUGAGCGACUUCAACGUCAUGAGCUUGGACGAGCCUGACAAGUCGUAUGAGGACGACAUCGAGGAAUUGUACGUGGAUGGCGAUGAAGAUGAGAUGGACAUCGAUGAAGGCAUUUGCAUUCUUGAUAGCGCUGAUCUGGACUUGUGGGUGAAGAGGGCUGAGUCUGUUUCCGGGUCAGGCAUACAGUAG
Messenger RNA from Alternaria hordeiaustralica, 243 nucleotides. RefSeq lists its product as uncharacterized. Lineage: Eukaryota; Fungi; Ascomycota; Dothideomycetes; Pleosporales; Pleosporaceae. The transcript has 2 exons. The coding region runs from base 1 to 243 and encodes 80 amino acids. The record is from RefSeq and is a predicted model, not a curated record.